Messenger RNA from Panicum hallii, 1653 nucleotides. Its product is annotated as L10-interacting MYB domain-containing protein-like. The transcript has 4 exons. Lineage: Eukaryota; Viridiplantae; Streptophyta; Magnoliopsida; Poales; Poaceae. The record is from RefSeq and is a predicted model, not a curated record. The coding region runs from base 281 to 1519 and encodes 412 amino acids.
UCCCCUCACGGACACCCUCCCAGGCUCGACACAGAACCCAUCGAGCUCUCACGCGCAAGACAUGGAGCUCCCGGCCUAGGGUUAGCUCUGCAGCCCGCCCCCACGUCCGCCGUCCGCCGUCCGGUCGUCCAGGCUGCAGUUCUCCGUCGCCGGCGACAUCCCUGCGCCCCCGUUUUGCUGCCUCCAGGUGGAACGGCCUCCCUGCUUGCUACGUGCUGCCUAGCAUUCAGAAGGCUUGUGCUUGGUUAUUUCUGCACCACCAUUUGCCGGACUGAACAAGAUGUCUUCUCCUGAGAGUGAAAGAGACUCAAGUGACUCGGAAGAUUAUGAUUUGAGAGUCGUGGAGGCAAUAAGAGAGAACCAAAACACUAUCCAUGUUGCUGCAUCAUUUUUAUCUUGGUACUAUGCAUCUUAUAUUGACAAAAAAGAGCGUAAAACUCCAACAUAUUCUGGGUUGGCUUGGGUGAUGGAUGCUCUGAAUGAUCCAGAGGAAUGUUAUGACAUUUUCAGAAUGAUGCCACGGUUAUUCUACAAGUUGCAUGAUGAAUUGGUUAGUGAUUUUGGCUUGACUUCCUCUAUUCAUAUGUCAUCUAUAGAAUCUCUUGGCUUGUUCCUUGUGAUUUGUGCUCAUGGUUGGUCCAACACUGGUGUCAAGAAAGAUUUCAAACAUUCUCGUGAGACUAUUAGUCGCAAAUUUACGGAGGUGUUGAAUUGCAUGGUGGCAAUGUCUAAGAAGUAUAUACAACCUAAGGAUCCUAAUUUUCGAACAGUUCAUAGUAGAAUUACCAAUGAUCAAAGAAUGUGGCCUCACUUCAAAGAUUGCAUUGGAGCAAUCGAUGGCACUCAUAUAUCUGCCACACCACCUAAGAAAGACUUUAUUAGAUAUAUGGGAAGAUCUGGAAAGACCACUCAAAAUGUGAUGGGAGUUGUUGAUUUCGACAUGCGUUUCAUAUAUGCAUCGAUUGGUCAACCUGGUUCUAUGCAUGAUACUACAGUGUUAUACCAUGCAAUUGAAAAUGAUGCAGAUAUCUUCCCACAUCCUCCUUUAGGGAAGUAUUAUGUUGUCGACGCCGGUUACCCAAAUAGAGAUGGUUAUUUAGCUCCAUACAAAGGCCAGAGAUAUCAUGUUCCAGAAUGGAGGAACGGGGCUCCACCUAAUGGAGAGCAAGAGAGGUUCAACCACUUGCAUUCAAGUCUUCGUAAUGUUGUGGAGCGCACCUUUGGUGUAUGGAAGAUGAAAUGGAGAAUUCUUUUGAAGAUGCCGACAUAUCCACUAGAUAAACAAAUGAUGAUUAUAGCUGCUACAAUGUGUCUCCACAACUUCAUUCGUGAGAAUGAUGAAUUUGAUGAGGAAUUCCAAAGGUGUGAUCGAGAUCCUGAUUAUGUGCCUACAAUUCCUACCCGCUAUAGGAGACAUAUGCCUCAAAAUGCAUCAGACACAUCCACCACAGCAUCUAGUAGUAGAAACAUGAAUAUGUUUCGUGACGAUCUAGCUAAGGCAAUAUGGGAGGGAAGGUGAAUGGUCUCGUAUUGUAGUCAUGACUUGUGUAUUUUGGAGAGCUCUGCUUUGCAUUGUAUUUUGGAUUAUUGUAUCUCAAUGGUAUUUUGGAUGAUUCUAUUUUAAUUGUGUUUUGGAUGACUCUAAGUUCUUAA